Puccinia triticina is the source of this 267-nucleotide messenger RNA. RefSeq lists its product as uncharacterized. The transcript has a single exon. The record is from RefSeq and is a predicted model, not a curated record. NCBI's taxonomy places the organism in Eukaryota, Fungi, Basidiomycota, Pucciniomycetes, Pucciniales, Pucciniaceae. Bases 1 to 267 code for a protein of 88 amino acids.
AUGGAGGCCGGUAAAGGCUAUAAAAGCGCAGCGAAAUCGGUCUGGAGAAACCCAUCCGCCCACACCACACACCUCCCAGAGCCACACACCCAAUCAACCACCACCAGCAUUCUCAAAACCAAAAAAACAGACAAGAUGUCUAUUCCCGCCGCCUUCCUCCUCGCGUUCGUGAUGGUCUUGCAAGCCGCGACGAUCUCCGCUGCGCCCACCGAGAUGAAACCCAAGAUUUGUCGCCGCGACGGCAGCAUGGCCACCAAGGGCUGCUAG